Messenger RNA from Gambusia affinis (western mosquitofish), 1511 nucleotides. RefSeq names its product secretory phospholipase A2 receptor-like. The transcript has 4 exons. Lineage: Eukaryota; Metazoa; Chordata; Actinopteri; Cyprinodontiformes; Poeciliidae. Bases 113 to 1075 code for a protein of 320 amino acids. The record is from RefSeq and is a predicted model, not a curated record.
UCUCAUUGUUUCUCUGUCCAGUGGAGGGAGAGCUGCAGCUUUUCACUGUUUAAAUGUUCUUCAUCCAACAGAGACAAACUGCUGGAGGAAAAUCAUUCAUCUGACAGCAAAGAUGCAGUGGAGUCUGAUUCUGCUCUUCCUGAUGGCUCAGUGUUGCUUCAUUGACUGUCAGCUCUAUACGUAUCAUUACAUUAAUCAGAAUAAGAACUGGACUGAAGCUCAGCAGUACUGCAGAGAGAAACACACUGACCUGGUCACAGUGACUAACAUGAAGGACAUGGAGAGACUCAAGAUCUCAGCUGGAGGUCAGAGUGAAGCUUGGAUUGGUCUGUAUGAUCCAACAAAUGGUCCCAGAACAUGGUACUGGUCUCUGACUGGAGUGGAGUUCAAUGAAAAAACUAAUACAACCCAUAAAUAUCACCUGAUUAAAGAGUUGAAGACCUGGCAGGAAGCUCAGAGUUACUGCAGAGAGAAACACACAGACCUGAUCAGUGGAACGAAGCAACUAGAGGAUGAAGAAGUUAAGAAAUUGAUGAUCUCUUCAGAUCAUAUAGUAUACUUUGGUUUAUUCAGAGACACCUGGAGGUGGUCAGAUGGAAGCAGUUUCUCUUUCAGACACUGGAAUCUGAAGUUUAACAAUCAGAUAAUCAACAGAGGUCAAUGUGCCAUGACUGUGUUUGAUGAUGGAGGCAGAUGGAGGAAUGAGAACUGCAAUGAAAGAAAACCCUUCAUCUGUUAUGAAGAUAAAGUGAUCCUGAUCAAAGAAAACAAAACCUGGCUUGAGGCCUUGACCUACUGCAGAGAUCAUCAUGAUGACCUGGUCACCAUCACCAACAUGGAUGAUCAGAUAUUGAUCCAGGAGAAAGCUAAGGAGGCAUCGACUCCUUUUGUCUGGUUGGGUUUGUUCUUCAGCUGCUUGAAGAAUAAGUGGUUCUGGGUCUGUAAGAACAAUCCAAACUUAGAAAGACGGAUCAAUAAUUGUGGAAAAUCUGGAGCCAUGGAGGCAGGAGGAAAACACAUGUGGUUCCAAGGAAACAGCACAGAGAAGUUGAAUUUCUUCUGUCUUAAGCGUUAAGUUGUUCUUUCCUUGUUUGCUCUUUUUAAAAAUAGUUUAAGAACUUUGUUGAAGUUUACAUUUUAUUUCACCUAUGAUAAAAAAUGACGACUAGUAGAGAUUCAAACUAGAGGUUCUGCUCUGAACUUUGUUUCUGUUCAGUUUGUAAUUAGCUUGUACAUGAACACAUUUCUCUUCCUUUACUCCAGUUUUAUUUUACUGAAGACAAAAUGGCUCUUUGUGUUGUAAAGGUUGCAGAUCUCUGCUUUAUACUGAAAGCAAAUAUGAUGUUCAAAUUUAAUGCUAUUAAAUACUGAGGAAUUAUAUGUAAACUUCUCAUUUUGAACACAUUAAUAAAUACAUUUCUAAUGUUCUCUUUCUGUCAUUAUUUUUAACAUUUAGCAAAUUGAAGCAAUGUUGCUCAUUUUAACUGAUGUAAAACAAGAAACUGAUUAAA